Molecule: messenger RNA, 1671 nt
Organism: Momordica charantia (bitter melon)
Lineage: Eukaryota; Viridiplantae; Streptophyta; Magnoliopsida; Cucurbitales; Cucurbitaceae
Source: RefSeq, a predicted model, not a curated record
AUGUCAAACUUAGGAGAUAGACCUACUAAUAGAGAUGUAGAAGGGAUGGAACCACAAGAACAACUCCUUGCGAGAGUCAUGCAAAAUGUGGAGACCAUGAUCAAUGAGAGAAGGCAGCCUGAAGAAGUUUUGGAGGAGGAAGAAGACUUAGGGCAAGAAGAUGAAGAUGAGGAGCCGGAGGUUGCAGUACCUAGAAGAGGAGAACGCCGAGGAGUGAGAGGAAGAGGAGGUUUCCAGAAUAGAAGGCAACAAGGGAGGAGAGAAGACAACCAUGUAGAUCGGGGCUUUGGGAACAUUAAGGUUAAAUUUCCCAAGUUCCAUGGCACUUCCAACUCGGAAGAUUAUUUAGAAUGGGAACAAAAAGCUGAGCAUAUAUUUUAUGGCAACAACCUCACAGAAGAGAAAAAGGAGCUUAUGAGGAGGCGGUUCAUACCACCACACUUCUUGAGAGAUUGUGCACAGAAGCUUCAAGCUCUUCGCCAAGGAAACAAGAGUGUUGAAGAAUAUUAUAAAAAGAUGGAAACAUUGAUGGAAAGAGUAGACAUUGAUGAGAAUGAGGAGAACACCAUGGCACGAUUUAUAAAUGGGUUAAACAUAGAAGUGGCCUAUCGUGUUGAUUUGCAGAUGUAUGAGGAUAUGGAGGAGUUGGUGCACUUUUCGGUGAAAAUUGAAAAGCAAAUUCAAAGGCGUAAGUCGAGGUACGCUACUAAGAAACCUUUUUCAAACUCAACUUCGUCUUGGAAAAAGGAUGGCAAAUCAACUGACUCUAAAUUUAAAGUGGGUAGUGAAAAACCUAAAGAUAAGGGGGAAACUUCAUCCAAACCCAAACCUAAAACUGACACACACACAKGUAGGAGUCGGGAUCUYAAAUGUUGGAAAUGCCAUGGGGUGGGACAUAUAAGUCGGGAAUGCCCUAAUAAGAGAACUAUGAUCCUUAGAGAAGGAGAGWUAGUAACAGAUGCAAGUGAGGUAGAUGAAGAAAGGGAUGAGUCCAUGAAUGACCUAGGGAGUGAGGAAGAAGUAGAGGAUACUACAUACUUAUCCUUAGUCACUAGGAGGGCUCUCAGUACCCACAUGAGGGAAGAUAACUUGGAGGAUCAAAGGGAAAACUUAUUUCAUACACGUUGCCUUGUGCAAACCAUACCCUGUAGUGUAGUGAUUGAUAGUGGGAGUUGUACGAAUGUAGUAAGUUCUAGCUUGGUUUCACGACUGAGCCUAGAUACUAAACCCCACCCACAACCUUAUAAACUACAGUGGCUUAAUGAUUGUGGUGAACUCAGGGUGACUAAGCAGGUGAAAAUUCCUUUUGCCAUUGGAAGAUAUGAGGACGAGGUACUAUGUGAUGUGUUACCGAUGCAUGCAGGUGAUAUGCUCCUUGGUAGGCCUUGGCAGUUUGACAGGAGAGUUCAUCAUGAUGGUUUUCUUAAUCGUUACACAUUCACACACAAUGGUGAUGAUUUUGAUUCGAGGACGAAUCCUUCAAAAGGGGGAGAAGAUGAUAUGAACCAAGAUGCAUUAGCCUUGCCGUCAGGACCAAUCACUCGUUCAAGGGCCAAACAGUUACAGCUAGCAUUUGAUUCUCACAUCCAAGCAGYAGUGAGCUCCACUAAUGGACAUCAAGAGGAUAAAGAUGGGACAAAACUUUAUUCAUGGUGCCAAAUGAAUAUAUGA